Dendronephthya gigantea is the source of this 6517-nucleotide messenger RNA. RefSeq names its product brefeldin A-inhibited guanine nucleotide-exchange protein 1-like. The transcript has 37 exons. Lineage: Eukaryota; Metazoa; Cnidaria; Anthozoa; Malacalcyonacea; Nephtheidae. Bases 115 to 5874 code for a protein of 1919 amino acids. Gene Ontology annotation, molecular function: guanyl-nucleotide exchange factor activity. The record is from RefSeq and is a predicted model, not a curated record. Gene Ontology annotation, biological process: regulation of ARF protein signal transduction.
CAGAAACAACAUGGCGGAAAAUUUGUAGAAAUUAUUAAAUGCACGAACGUACUUUUAUAUUUGAGAAAUUUGUCCAUUCGCGUCGUAUGGUGUGUUUUUAAGUCGGCUCACGCUAUGCACAGGAACACAAAGACUAAAAAUGUCUUUCUUUCACGCGCUUUGGAGAAAAUCCUUCACGAUAAAGAGACAAAGAAAUCUCACCAUUCACAAUUGAAGAAAGCUUGCGAAACUGCUUUGGAAGACAUUAAUGUUGCACAAGGGAACGGCAAUGAAAAGUCUUCAGGGGACAGUUCCUCUGCGACCCUACCUCCUCCUCCUGGUCAACAAACGUUCAUCACUGCGGACCAGUACUUUUUGCCAUUUGAGUUGGCGUGUCGAUCGAAAUGUUCAAGAAUUGUGAUAACAGCCUUGGAUUGCAUACAGAAACUGAUUGCCUAUGGUCAUAUCAUUGGUGACACACCAGAUUCGGUCGAGCCUGAAAAGCGUUUGAUAGACCGAAUAAUUGAUACAAUAUGCAGUUGUUUCACUGGAAUUGAUACGGAUGAGGGUGUUCAGCUGCAAAUCAUAAAGGCUCUUCUCACUGCGGUAACAUCAAGCACUUGCGAGGUUCAUGAAGGAACAUUGCUUCAAGCUGUCCGUACGGUCUAUAAUAUCUACCUGGCCAGCAGGAAUCUGAUCAAUCAAACCACAGCUAAAGCCACCUUGACGCAGAUGAUCAGUUUGGUCUUUCAAAGAAUGGAGAGUCAAGCUGUUGCUGAUGCAAAGCUCCAGGAGGAACUUGCUUUGGAAAAGGAGGCUUUGAAAGGCAAGGAAGAGGAAGUGGAACAAGUUGAAGCAAAAGAAAAACAGGAUGAAAUGGACGAAGAAGAUCAUGUGAAGGUUGAUCAGACGCUGCCUAAUGGUGAUGUCGUUCAGGAUGAAGACGAGGGGGUUGAUUUAAGAGAAGGUGAUGUGGACAGUCCAGCAGACGAGCAGAACAAAGCCAACGAUGAAAAUGUGAACGUAGAUGACACCAGAGACUCGCAAUCUGAGAUGUUUCAAGGAGAACAGAGUGAAGCUCCGGCCGACUCAGAUGGUAACACAGUUCUAGAACAACCCCAAAACGACGAAGCUGCGAGCCACGACUCUUCCGACAUUCCUGACGGGAAAAGCUAUGAUGUUCUGGAGAGUUCAAGUGAUUCGGUUGAACAGAACGAGACAGCGUCAAAUGAACCGCCUCACGAAGCUAACUCGACCUCGGGAGAAACCUCCGAAGACAAACCAGCCGAAAAACCCGAGAGUGUUUCUACAGAGAAUCCCGAUGAGACCAAAGACGAUGCUUCCAAAGAGUCUGUGAAAGUUCCGCCCAUUCAAAUACCGGACGAUGGACAAGCCAAGCCUGAGAGAGCUGCUACGAUACCAGAUGAUAUUUCAGAAGGUCAUGAAGAUGGCCUGGACACAGCUAGAAGUUCAUUAUCUGAAAAUCAUUCUGAUAUGCCCGGGGAAGGAGCAGCCGAUGGAAAGACAAAGCAAAGGUUCUCUCAUAUCACCCAGAAAGAUGCUUUCUUGGUUUUCCGUUCAUUGUGUAAGCUCUCUAUGAAACCCUUAGCUGAAGGACCUCUGGAUCCCAAGUCUCAUGAGCUCAGAUCCAAAAUUCUUUCUCUUGAACUUCUGUUAUCUUGUCUUCAAAAUGCUGGUCCAGUGUUCCGCACUCAUCCCAUGUUUAUCAACGCCAUUAAACAAUAUUUGUGCGUGGCCUUAUCUAAAAAUGGCGUGUCAUCCGUGCCUGCUGUGUUUGAACUAUCCUUGGCAAUCUUCCUCACCUUGUUGUCUUAUUUCAAAACACAUCUCAAAAUGCAGAUCGAGGUUUUCUUCAAAGAUAUCUUUCUCAACAUUCUGGAGACUUCGACCAGUUCAUUUCAACACAAAUGGAUGGUUAUGCAAACCUUGACGAGGAUUUGUUCGGAUGCCCAAACUGUGGUUGAUAUUUAUCUAAACUACGAUUGUGAACUCGCUUUAUCGAAUAUAUUUGAGAGAUUGAUCAACGAUCUUUCGAAAGUCGCUCAAGGUCGUCAAGCUAUCGAACUUGGUGCCACUCCAGUGCAAGAGCGUAGUAUUCGUAUCAAAGGUCUCGAGUGUUUGGUUUCAAUUUUGAAAUGUAUGGUCGAGUGGAGCCGGGAUCUGUACUUCAAACCUGACUCGCAAGUUGAUGAUAACUUAGAUUUCGACGAUGGCACACCGACCAUGCCUCGCAAGGAAAGUUUACUUGAGGAAGAUGGUGGAAACGCUGAAGGAGAGGAAAAUCUUCAGUCAAUGAAACCAGGAGGUAGUCAAUCCUCUCUCAAUAAUGGACCGCCUCUUGAUAAUGCAGAACAAUUUGAAAGCUUGAAACAAAAGAAGGAGACCAGAGAAAAAGGAAUACAAUUAUUUAAUAAAUCGCCUUCCAAAGGUUUGAAGUUUCUUCAAGCUGAAGGUUUGCUGGGAGACUCCGUGACAGAAGUUGCUCAGUUUCUACUUACAGACGACAAAUUAGACAAGACAAUGAUUGGUGAGCUGUUGGGGGACCCAGGCCAAUAUGAACGCGAGGUGAUGUAUGCGUACAUAGACCAACUGGAGUUCUCGGGGAUGAACCUCGUACAAGCCUUACGUCUGUUUCUGCACAACUUUCGUUUGCCUGGCGAGGCUCAGAAGAUUGACAGGUUGAUGGAGAAGUUUGCGAGUCGAUUCUGUGAGACGAAUCCCAACGAUGAUGUCUUUGCAAGCGCCGACGCAGCCUACGUUCUGGCUUACUCUAUCAUUAUGCUAACGACUGACCUACACAGCUCUCAGGUGAAACGUAAGAUCACGAAAGAACAAUAUAUUCAAAUGAAUCGUGGUAUCAACGAUAACAAAGAUCUUCCACCUGAAUACCUCGAGACGAUUUACGAUGAUAUUGCUCAAAACGAGAUCAAAAUGAAACACACGCCUAAAGUGAACAGCAGAUAUGACGCCACUUAUUUACAAAGCGAGAAACAUCGUCGUAUGUUGUACUCGAUGGAGAUGGAACAGAUGGCUGAAAACGCGAAAACGCAGAUGGAAGACGUCAGUCAUAUCCACACCGAUUUCGUUACCGCAACACAAAUUGGACACGUGAAAACCAUGUUCAAGGUGGCUUGGAGUCCAUUUUUGGCUGCAUUUAGCGUUAAUCUCCAGGAUAACGAUGAUCCAGCGGUAGCCUCGUUGUGUCUAGAUGGUAUCCGCUGUGCUAUCAGAAUAUCUUGCAUCUUCAGCAUGCCUCUGGAAAGAGAUGCGUUCGUGCAGGCUUUAUCAAGGUUCACCCUCCUCACGGCGACCAGUGGAACUCACAUUCAUGAGAUGAAAACGAAGAAUAUUGAGACGAUCAAGACCUUAAUUACCAUCGCUCAAACGGAUGGUAACUACGUCGGGAAAUCUUGGCUCGAGAUAUUGAAAUGUAUUUCUCAACUUGAGCUUGCGCAGUUGAUUGGCACUGGAGUGAAAACGCGGUACCUUCAUACGGGAGCCAGCGGUGUUACAAACUCUGGAACAACACACGUGACGAAUCGUAGAGUAUCUCACGAGACCACGGCAGCAGAUUCGAAGAAAAUGGCCAGCGCUCAGGAAGCUAUCGGGGAGACGGAGCGUUCGAGAUUCGUCGUGGCUGUAGACAGAGUCUUUACUGGUUCAGUCAAGCUGGAUGGGGAUGCUAUAGUUGAUUUUGUUGCGGCUUUGCGACAAGUUUCCGAAGUCGAGCUUUCAAAUCCGACCAUGAUACGAAUGUUCAGUCUUCAAAAAAUCGUUGAGAUUGCGUAUUAUAACAUGGGUCGUAUCAGACUGCAGUGGUCUAGGAUAUGGGCCGUAUUGGGAGAUCAUUUUAAUAAGUGUGGUUGUAAUCCCAACGAAGAAGUGGCCUUCUUCUGCGUCGAUUCUUUGCGACAGUUGUCUAUGAAAUUCUUAGAAAAAGGAGAGUUGCCUAAUUUCCGCUUUCAAAAGGACUUUCUGAGACCUUUUGAGUACAUCAUGAAGAAGAAUAGUUCAGCCACAAUACGUGAUAUGGUGGUUCGUUGUGUGACACAAAUGGUUCAUUCACAAGCUGUGAACAUCAAAUCAGGCUGGAAGAAUGUCUUCUCCGUUUUUCAUUUGGCAGCAUCAGAUCACGACGAAGGAAUUGUUGAACUGGCCUUUCAAACUACAGCCACGAUUUUUGAGAAAUAUUUUUCAGCGACAAUCGACUCGUUCCAAGACGCCGUUAAAUGUUUGUCCGAAUUCGCUUGUAAUGCUAGUUUUCCUGACACAAGUAUGGAAGCAAUCAGACUCAUUCGAAACUGUGCCAAGUUUGUCUUUGAAAAUCCCCCGAUGUUCAAAGAUCACGCUGCCGAGGAUGCUAAUAUAUCCGAGCAAGAUCGCAUCUGGGUAAAAGGCUGGUUCCCAGUGCUUUUUGAACUGUCGUGCAUAAUCAACAGAUGUAAACUGGAUGUUAGAACAAGAGGUCUGACGGUGAUGUUUGAGAUAAUGAAGACUUAUGGAAACACGUUUCUUCAAAAUUGGUGGCGUGACGUUUUUAAAGUCGUCUUCAGAAUAUUUGACAAUAUGAAACUCCCUGAUCGACAGAUUGAUUGGCAAGAGAAGUCGGAAUGGAUGACAACAACUUGCAAUCAUGCGCUGUACGCCAUCAUUGAUGUUUUCACACAAUAUUUUGAUAUUUUGGCUGAAAUUCUUCUUGACGAUAUGUACAGUCAUCUGGAGUGGUGUGUCAAACAAGAUAACGAGCAGCUCGCGAGGUCUGGUACCAACUGUUUGGAAAAUCUUGUUGUCUCGAAUGGAAACAAAUUUUCGGAAGAGGUCUGGGAACAAACGUGUCAAUGUGUCAAAACAAUAUUUCAAUCAACCAUACCUCAUCAAUUGUUAACGUGGAAGCCAGCUGACCAACAAGUAUUGAACCUGCCAACACCUGAAGCCACUCCAGUUGCCUCCCCUGUUAAGAAAAUGCCAUCGGUCGACUUCGAAGACGACAUCGUUCCGAAGUACCCCGAAGAUGAAGAUGACUCGGACGGAAUACUACUGUCGACACACGAGAGUAUUGAAGAAGAGAUAAACUUGAACGACACGAUUCAAGAAACCAGCGAACAAGACAGCAUUAGCCUACACAGUACACCCAGCUUACGGUUUGAACCUGUGGAGGACAAACCGGUAAUCCAAACAGAAAGAAUGCUGUUCAACUCUUUGAUCAUAAAAUGUGUCGUUCAGUUAGAGUUGAUUCAAAUGAUCGAUAAUGUUGUGUUUUACCCAAGUACAAGCAGACGCGAAGAUGAAGACUAUAUGGCGGAACUAAAGGGAGUUACUGGUCCUCGCCGUGUCAACAAGAUUGAACAUGAUGGAAUGUUUCCACUUCUUAGUUCGCAGCAACUUUUCCUCUUUUGUGAAGUUUUGGAAAACUCGCAUAAAUUUGCGAAAAGUUUCAACUGUGAAAACGAUGUACGGACUGCGUUGUGGAAGGCUGGUUUUAAAGGCCAGUCAAAGCCUAAUUUAUUGAAACAGGAGACAUCGAGUCUUGCGUGUCUGCUCAGAAUACUUUUUAGAAUGUACGAUGAUGAAAGUCGGAAGGAAUCCUGGGAGGAAGUUGAACAGAGAAUGUUGAGGAUUUGUAAAGAAGCUCUGACGCAUUUCAAUCAACUGCAAUCAGCCAGUCACAGAGAUGCUUGGACGACGUUGCUAAUUCUUAUUUUUACCAAGAUACUUCGUCUUCCGGAUGAAAGGUUCAAAAUCCACAUGUCAUCUUGUUUUCUUCAUCUUUCUGAAAUGGUCAUGUUUGAUUGCAAACAUGAACUCCGAUUAAUGCUGCGAAAAGUUAUUCAAAGAACUGCCGGUACCUUCGGCAUUCUCAGCCUGCAGAGUUAACAAAGUCUUAUAAAACAAUGGUCCCUCACGGCCGUUGAAUCAAUGAAUACUACCCACAAAUCUACGAUAUUCUAUUGGAGGUCUUCAGCGCUAAUCUUGACAAAACCUCGCUGGUUCAUACGAGUGGGAUAUUUAGCUGUGAAGGGCAAUAAGCGAAACUCAAAUAAUCCAAGCAUGAAAUGGUCUAUUUGCGUUUUAAGGUACUUUUUUAUCUGAUCCAACACGUGUGAACCAGUUUCAGCAAGUCUAGAUUAGACACGAUAGGUUUUGAAGAAGCAUAUGAAAUAGACAUGUGUUUAGAGCGGCCCACGCCCAUGAAAUAGAGGUCUAGACCCGGCCUGCGUCUAGGCUUCAUAAAAUGAAUACAUUCUCUAGCAUGACAAUAAUGUAGCUAAUAAUUUAUUUAAUCUGUAAUUGUGAUUAAUUAUAAUAACCCAGAGAAUGAUUGUGCUGAAUUUUUGCGCACAAAAUGAUAACGAGCAUGUGGUUUUGUUGAAGAGCCUUUGCUCGAAUUGAACCGAAUUUUUAAAGCGUGUUAUAAAAUCUGUUUUAAUUGUCAAUUUCUAUUAAAUAGACUUCAGGUAGAAUUAUAGCGUUCACGAAAGAAUCGAAUUGAUAAAAUAAAUACCAUUUCUCAAACGUU